AGCGAGAGGAUGGAGUGAGUGAAAUAAAGCCACGCUUCUUAUAUCUCACAGCAACUAUUUUGUGAUCUGGCGGGAGGAGGUGGUUUGGGACCACUGCGUGAUAUUACGAGAAAAACCUGUGCUAGUUCAUGGUGGCAGUAGAAAAAACCAGCAGCCCUAUCCGUUUUUACGCACGCCGCGUUCCAGUGAAGGCAGCAGCAGUUCAGAUCAGAUUUCACACUCAGCUCCGACCAGCUGAGAGAGACACAGCCAGGGAGCGGGAGGGCUCGUUUCUCCGCUCCCCCCCCCCGAUACCCCACUCUCUGUUCGGCGAGCGCCAGAAAAUACAUCGGUCGAGGAGCACCGGGUGCGUGGCGCAAAUCUUGAAGCGCCACCGGGAUUUUUUUUUUUUUUUUUUUGCCCCAUCCUUUUUUUCUUUUAUGUAUUUUUGCAGGAUUUCAGCAGCGAGAGCGCCACAGAGAAAUAGAUAGAGGGAAGAAGCGAUGGACGAGCAGCCGAGGUUGAUGCACUCUCACACGGGGGUAGGCAUGGCAGGGCACCCCGGCCUGCCGCAGCAUAUGCAGGAGGGCACCGGAGGAACGGACGGCGACGGGAGAAAGCAGGACAUUGGAGACAUAUUACAGCAAAUUAUGACCAUCACAGAUCAGAGUCUGGACGAAGCCCAAGCCAGGAAACACGCUCUUAACUGUCACAGAAUGAAGCCAGCUCUUUUCAAUGUCUUGUGUGAAAUCAAAGAAAAAACAGUGCUGAGUAUUCGCGGCGCUCAGGAGGAGGAGCCCCCGGAUCCCCAGCUCAUGCGGCUGGACAACAUGCUGCUGGCAGAGGGUGUAUCUGGUCCAGAGAAAGGCGGAGGCUCUGCAGCAGCGGCGGCUGCAGCGGCAGCCUCAGGAGGAGCGGGGGCGGACAACUCCGCGGAGCACUCCGACUACAGAGCCAAGCUGUCCCAGAUCAGACAGAUCUACCACACAGAGCUAGAGAAGUACGAACAGGCAUGUAACGAGUUCACCACUCAUGUGAUGAACCUGCUGCGGGAGCAGUCACGCACACGGCCAAUCUCACCCAAAGAGAUCGAACGCAUGGUGAGCAUCAUCCACCGCAAGUUCAGCUCCAUCCAGAUGCAGCUCAAACAGAGCACCUGCGAGGCCGUCAUGAUCCUGCGCUCCCGCUUCCUUGAUGCCAGACGAAAAAGACGAAACUUCAACAAGCAGGCAACAGAAAUCCUGAACGAGUAUUUCUACUCACACCUCAGUAACCCCUACCCCAGCGAAGAGGCUAAAGAAGAGUUGGCAAAGAAGUGCGCCAUCACAGUGGCCCAGCGCCCAAGUUGUUUCUAUCCUGUGAGAAUUGAUAAUAAGGAAAGCAAUGACAACGCCAAGGUUUCCAACUGGUUUGGGAAUAAAAGAAUCAGAUACAAGAAAAACAUUGGUAAGUUCCAAGAAGAAGCCAACAUGUACGCUGCGAGAACUGCCGUGAAUGCGGCUAAUGCAUCCUCACAUGGAAGCCAAGCAAAUUCACCCUCAACUCCAAACUCUGCAGGUUCUGCUGGCUCUUUUAACAUGUCAAACUCCGGGGACUUGUUCAUGAGCGUGCAGUCUCUCAAUGGGGACUCGUACCAGGGGGCUCAGGUGGGAGCCAACGUACAGUCACAGGUGGAUACCCUUCGCCAUGUUAUCAGUCAGACAGGCGGAUACAGUGAAGGACUCACAGCCAACCAGAUGUACAGUCCACAGGGCAUCAAUGCAAAUGGUGGCUGGCAGGAUGCUCCGACCCCCUCAUCAGUGACUUCACCUACAGAAGGACCCGGAAGCGUUCACUCUGACACCUCCAACUGAUCCUCCACCCCUUCGCCCCUCUGUCCCCUGCUACCCUCUUUCCUCCACCACUGCCCACCCCCAGCCAUAUCUCCCAAAACUUAACCCCUGACCCCACUGGGACUGAACGUGACGUACUGUAUGUAGUCACACUGCGGGACACAUUUUUUUUGGGGGGGGUCUUGGAUGACGUUUUCACCAUUACGGACAAAAAUUUCACUUUUCCUGUUUGGACCACCGCCGCACCGUUAGCAGCCUGCGUAGGGGACUCAUAUCCACUCACAGUUUGUACAGUUUCCACUUGAUGUCCAUGUUGCCUCAUCGUAUUUCUCUUACAUUAUAUAUUCACACAUUAGGCACAGUUAGCAGAAUAUUGCCCCACGUCUUGUAAAUUGAAAUGCUUUCACACUACCUCUAUUCGAAACAACAACAGAGCAAACAACCUUUCAAAUGCUUCGGUUUUACGAAUUUUUAUAAUUAAUGGAAUUUUACUGUACACCACACCAUGCCCUGUCAUUACACCUCCUUCUUUAUUUGUACUCACAGAUUUUUUGGUUUAUCUAUAGUGCCAAAGUUCAACCCUGGAGGUGAAUUUUGAUAAUGUUAAAUCACAUGUUUUUAUGUCAUGUCCUUUCAUUUUUCAUGCCAUACUUUGUGAGGUAUUAAUAUGUUAGUCCAGUAAUAUUAGUCAGGUAAGAUCCAAGUAUUCAGCCUCAAUUAAUAUUGUUUGUAUUCAGAACUUCUUCAACAGACAGCGAAAUAUAAGGCAUUUUAUAUUUUAUUGCCAGAGUAGUAGGUUUUCUGCUCAGAUGCAGUACAAAAACACAAAGAAUUCACAAUUUUUACGCCAUCAAUUAACAAAUUGAGUGCAACGUACAAAGAGAGUUGUAGUUCUGUCACACGCAUCGGCUGCCUCAACAAUAUUCAAAGAAAAAUCAACCAGAAAGCCUGAAUCAAUGACAGCAUUAGCAGCAAUUAUGGCACGUCAAUAUGUAUUAAAGCACAAUAACACCUAAUGAUUUAACUCUAAGGGUAACUUUUGUGAAAGUCGAAGAGAAAACAAUACAGAGGAAAUUUUAAGAUAUAAUUAUAGUAGUCAUAUAAAUGGAAGAAACAGAGUGUACGUACAGUACAGCACCCGACAUCGUCAGUGUAUAUCAGUGAGAUCAAUAUAGCCAAAUACCGCUGGUAACCAAAUCCAAAACAAAAUUUUAAUUCUGAUUUCAAGGUAUCAUAGCAUUGGAAUUUAACACACUGUUUGUCUUUUCUCUGACUUGACGCUCACUUUUCAUUUAUGAAAUUACAUUGGUGUCUUGUUUCUGAGAAUGCGAUUGGACGUUUUGCACACGGAACCGUUUUUCGUGUUAAAUUGACUUAUUCCUCUCGAUAAGAAUUUUUCUACAAAGUACACAUCGUGUGCAAGGAAAAAAAAUCUUUCUCCGUGCUCAAAAUCUCCCAUCGCAUGCUCAGAACUGAGUCCCAAAUAUAACGGCAUAUGCAUUCAGAGCUGAACAACUUGAAGUUCCCGUAACCCCCUGUUCUCUGAUAACAUUAGAGAGAAUGUUUGAAAUAGAACACUUUUUGCUUUGUUUUAAAAUGACACUAAAACACUGCGUCCAACAACACAAACCAAUCCAAAAUGUGAAAUUAGAUUUGUGACCUUUGUUGUAUGUACAGUGUAGUAUGUGGUCUGACAUGUAUACAUGAUUACAGUAGUCCUCAUGAGAUAUCAGCAUUUACAUACUUUGAUACCAAAAAAUGGCAGAAUUUUUAUCGUCUUACAUUGGGAUCAGCUUUAUCAACAUUUUCUUUCUCCUCUUUUCAUAGGAUUUUAUUAUCUAUGGUACUAGUGAGCAGCUCAUAAUGCUCUAGUACACUGUAUUCAAAGCCAAAAAAUGCAGUUGGAAUACAUUAGUGUUUAUAUAAAUUAAAUGGAAAAAAUACCCUGAUGGCACACAAAUCCAGAUGAUGUUUGGAUAUAUUUUUAUGUCUCCAUUAUGUGAAUAACUCAUCAUUUUUUCAUAUUAUUUUGCUUUGCUACAGGACUUUUUCUUUUUUAUGCUACCAUUAUAUGUGAAUUAGCUAAAAAAAAAGCUCUAUAUACAGUAUGUAGAUAUGCACCUUUACUCUUCUUUUACAUCUUUGAACUUGGACAGUAGCCAUUUGAUCACAGCCUGGUGGAGUUCCUGUUGGAUUUAGGGUGAAAUCCUUCUUAUUAUUACUAGAUCACCGACAUAAGCCUGCCUCCAAGAUAGCUACUGUCCAAAUGAAGGUGACGUGAAAAGUUAGUGUUAACAUUGCCCUCUGGCAUUGUUUGUAACGCAACUGAACACUCUCAGAAAACAAAAAUUCAGUCCUGAGGUCCCAACCAGUCACAAAACAACCUGAAAACCCCAAGAGUUUUUUAGCAGUUGUCAGUGUGUUUGUAUUUAUUACAAAUGCAUGAAAUCGUGGAUGUUUCGGAGCUACAGUGUGGAAGUCAGCCACAGCAUGAUUAUACCAAACAAACUCAUUUGGAUCAUUAAGAGCGGCUCGUCCUCAGCUCACAUGCUCAGUCUUAAAGUCGAGGGGCCCAGCACCGUUGAAGUGAUACACAGACCCUGCCUCAGUGGAGUCUUCAGAAGUCAUUGGAGUGAAUUGACAGCACCGGCCAUGCAAGGCAAACACAAGGAUUGUUUUUUCCCCCCCUUAAAAAAAGGCUUAACUCUACUUUUCACAUUGCCUGUCGAAUAUUAUCGAAGCUUCAUGUAAUGAUGCUUUUUAGUUUUUGAAUAUAAAAGGAAAAGAGACAUGAAAAGAAAAAUGAACAAUUUGUAAAACAUAAAAUGUUUUAUUUGUUGCAUGUCUUUUUGUUCUUCAAUAAAAUAACGUACUGCAGUG
This is a messenger RNA of Xiphias gladius (swordfish), 4691 nucleotides long. Its product is annotated as pre-B-cell leukemia transcription factor 1. Gene Ontology annotation, cellular component: nucleus. The record is from RefSeq and is a predicted model, not a curated record. NCBI's taxonomy places the organism in Eukaryota, Metazoa, Chordata, Actinopteri, Istiophoriformes, Xiphiidae. Bases 483 to 1832 code for a protein of 449 amino acids. The transcript is spliced from 10 exons. Gene Ontology annotation, biological process: brain development; neuron development; animal organ morphogenesis. Gene Ontology annotation, molecular function: DNA-binding transcription factor activity, RNA polymerase II-specific; RNA polymerase II cis-regulatory region sequence-specific DNA binding.